GAAAUAUACUGAAUUUCACUCACGUGUUUCAGGUCUUAUUCCUAUAUUUUCGAUUUAAGUUGUCGGAUUAGUACACUAGACAAAUAAUAUACUCAGGGAUAGUAGACUGAAUACAUAUUGUUUCUUUUCUCUUAUUUGUUUUGUCAUGAGAAAGGAAUAGAAUUUUAAAAACAUGCCCCAAGGAAUAGAGCAGACUUUUUGCAUUGUUGGAGCUUGUGAAAAUGUUCAAGUUUGGAAUUUAAAAACUUCCACUAAAAUUGCCACUUUUAAUGGAAAUAAGCAAGUUACAAAAAUUUGUGUCCAGCCAUCUAGAACAUCAUCUAAAGUGAUUGCAGUUGGAUACGCAAAUGGUGAUAUAAAGCUAUUUAAUUUAAGUACGGGAGAAACUACAGUCAGUUUCGAAGGACACAAAUCUGAAAUUACGAGCUUGGAAUUCGAUCAUGAUGGAAUGAGAUUAGUUUCUGGUUCGCUGGAUACAAAUGUCAUUGUCUGGGACGUGGCAGUAAAUCAGUUUAUUUUUCCUCCUCCAGGUCAUAAGGCGGCUGUUACUAAAGUGCUGUUCCUUAAAGACUUCGAUGUAGUUGUGAGUUGUUCUAAGGACAGCUUUGUAAAAUUUUGGGACCUGACAACGCAACACUGUUUUAAAACUUUGGUAGAUCAUAGAUCGGAAGUAUGGGACAUGGAACUCUUUGGCCAUUUGAUUGUUACUGGUAGUUCGGAUUCAGAACUAAGAAUAUUUAGGAUUACAGGAGUUAACGAAGAACAAGACAAUAAUGAAAUGUCAGUGUCAGCUGAAAAGAAGAUAAAGUUAUUAGAAGGAAAUGAAGAUGCUGAUGAAAAUAUUAUACUAAACGCGGAAAAUAUUGGCAGUGUACUUAGAGAAAGUACGUCUCGAGUUGAUUCUAUAGUUACAGACUCUACAAACAGAGUGCUAUGCGUUCACGGUACCGACUCGCAUUUAGAAAUAUUUAGAAUAAAUACCGACGCUGAAGUCAAUUUGGUUAAAGAUAAGCGUGUUAAAAAGGAGAAGAAGCGCUCAGCCGAAGAAAGCGAAAUAGAAGCUGCAUCAAAAAUCAGGCCUACAGAUAGACUGAGAAGAAUACUAAACCAGAAAUUAGGAUCUAAAAUAAAAUCUUGUGAUUUAGCUUUAUCUAAAUCUAAAGAUGGCGAGCAAGCAAAAAUAGUCUGCUCUUUAGCCGAUAACAGCCUCGUGUCUUUCGUUGUUACCCUCAAGGAUGGAAAUUUCUCAAAUGAAAUGAAAGUUACUUUUGAAGGUCAUAGAGCUGAACCGAAAAGUUUGGCUUUCAGUUCUGAUUCAACGUCAAUUUUAUCCGCUUCAAGUGAUUCUAUAAAACUAUGGAAUCGAUCGAGCAUGACUAGUUUGAGAAAUAUGCAAUGUGAACUGGCCGUAUGCAGUAUAUUUGGACCUAAUGACAGACAAGUCUUGGCUGGUACAAAGAAGGGACUUAUUCUUAUAUUUGAUAUUGGCAGCAGCGAAUUAAUCGAAAAAGUGGAAGCUCAUGAGAGUUCAGUUACGUCACUGUGCUCCAGACCAGAUUUACUGGGUCUUGUCUCCGGUAGUGAGGAUAAAACAGUAAAAUUUUGGGAUUAUGAACAGAAAGGGCGAUAUAUUACUAUUAUUCAUAAGAAAACUUUAGAUUUACCCGAUGGUGUUGUUUGCACAAAGUACAGUCACGAUGCUAAAUACAUAGCUGUAGCUCUUUUAGAUUUUACUGUUAAAGUAUUCUUUACGAAUUCUUUCAAAGUGCAUUUAAAAUUAUAUGGGCACAAGUUACCAGUUGUUUCUCUCGAUAUUUCUAGUGACAAUAAAUUAUUCAUAACGGCCUCUACUGAUCGUAACAUAAAAAUAUGGGAUGGACAUUUCGGAAAUUGCCUCAAGUCAAUCUUUGCUCAUGAUGAGGGUGUAUCUGCUGUUGUUUUCGUACCAAAACGUCAUUACUUUUUCUCAUGUGGAAAAGAUGGAACUAUAAAAGAGUGGGACGGUGAUAAAUUCAAUCUAAUACAAACUAUGAGAGGCCACUUUGCUCGAGUUUCCGAUUUAGCAAUAUCGGAAUCCGGAAAUAUGUUAGUUUCCUGCAGUCAGGACAGAUCAAUUAGGUUAUGGGAAAAGAGCGAUGAACCGCUAGUUUUGAGCGAUGAAAUGGAAAGGGAACGUGAGAGAAAAGAGGAGGAGGAAGAGAUAAACGAAGGGCAAACAGUUGUCCCUGGGGAGGGCGAUGAGGAAGCCGCUUUACCCUCUAAAAGAACCAUUAAAACUGUAUGUGCGAGUGAAAGAAUAAUCGAAAGCUUAGAUAUCUAUGACGAAGAAAUAAUAAAGGCUAAACAGCACGACCACGACUGCAGAGUAUCAAAGAAAAAGUUAAUUAAACCUGAGGCACAUCCAAUGUUGCGCGCAUUAAAUAUUUCUCAGCCUCUGGAGUAUGUUCGAUAUGUCAUUUGCAAUGUUAAGUCGAGCGAACUGGAAGACAGUUUAUUGGUCCUAUCAUUCCCAAUAGUAAUGAGAUUAUUACCACUUUUGGGAGAAUUAAUUAAGACAGGAGACGAAGUUGAGCGUUUAUAUAGAUGUUUAUUAUUUCUACUACGAAUUCACCACGGUAAGAUAACAACUAGCCCUCAAAUGAUGGGUAUUUUGGAUUCCAUACUAAAAGUGGAAAAGAAUAAAUUACCUGAACUAAAAGACAUAAUUGGAUUCAAUAUGGCUGGUAUUCAAACGUUAAAAAGAAUAAUAGAAGAAAAAGAAGAGACAAAAUUCUUCACAGACAUCGUCAGCAAACAUAAAAAGAGAAGCAAACAAAAGAAAAAGUCUAGAUUAGCUGUUAAAACCUAA
Messenger RNA from Dimorphilus gyrociliatus, 2848 nucleotides. The record is from the annotation of a GenBank genome assembly. Lineage: Eukaryota; Metazoa; Annelida; Polychaeta; Dinophilidae.